Odontomachus brunneus is the source of this 975-nucleotide messenger RNA. RefSeq lists its product as uncharacterized. The coding region runs from base 1 to 975 and encodes 324 amino acids. The transcript has 3 exons. Lineage: Eukaryota; Metazoa; Arthropoda; Insecta; Hymenoptera; Formicidae. The record is from RefSeq and is a predicted model, not a curated record.
AUGAACAACGAGCCUGUCUCUUCUUCGUCAGAAAUGACACCUGUUACGUUGAGCGACGACGUGCUGCAAAAUUUGAUGUCCCCGAACUGCGAAAUUAUCAAAUGUUACGCGGAGAAAUGUGAUAUGUGUCACAAAGACAGCACGCAAAACGCGAUCGAUCUUGAAGACGUAUCCAUUACUUGCACCGAGACGUCAGAUGACGAAGGGGAGAACACGUCCGAGCAAUUGUCAACAGAUAUUGAGCAACCGGCGAAUCAACUUCGACUCGUGACGGAUGCAGAAUCGUCCAUCGAUUGCAAAAAAAAUUUGGCAUCUGUCCUUCCUGAGCGUAUUCAAAGACUCCGCUUGGAGAUAACGAGUCUUCAGGAGGAAUUGAAUCGGGAAGAGGCCAUUUUGCGAGAUGAGAAGGAAGAAUUUCAGUUUUUACGUGAACAAAGCGACGCUCUCGCGUUCGAAGAAGCAACCGCUGCCGCACGAGCUGCAACCGCGGCUUAUGCCAUCGAGUCGCCACUCUUGAAUGAUCUGAGCAAAACUGUGGACAUCAUAUCCGAGAAGAGUACCAGAGAACAGAUGAUAAUCGAAUACGAGAAGAACUUGGCCAAGUAUUACGACCUGUAUUCCACGGAGCGGCCCGAACAACGUUUUAACUCAUACAAACACACGUUUGUCGAUACUUACCAGCAGAAGCUGUUAGAAGUCGAGCGCCUUUGCAACGAGGAACUGGAAAGAAUACGCGAGAACAUGAACUACUUGCAAUCUUUUAAGGAGAUCGCGUCGCAGUGGUCGCUGAACGAGAACGAUCGCGGUGAUUCCAGCCGCAAAUACAUCGAGCAAGCCGACACCGAGCACUCGAAAAUUGCAGAGACGAAUUUCGAUAAGAAUAACUGGUGUCUUAGGCUUGGUAAAGUGGACGACGAAGUCAAUAUGACCCCAGAAAUUUUGUCAGCUCGAUUGAAACGAGAAGACACGACGUAG